AUGUCCUGGCAAGAAUAUGUCGACACCAACCUCGUAGGAAGUGGCAAAGUCUCUCGAGCAGCUAUUAUUGGUCUCGCUGGAAGCGUUUGGGCAUGCACCCCAGGUUUCACACUUUCAGCGGAGGAGCAGAGAGCAAUCGUAAACGGGUUCAGCCAACCAGACGCUGUUCAGACUAGCGGAUUGAGACUUGCAGGACAGAAAUACUUCACGAUUUCAGCAAAUUCUCAGAGUAUAUAUCUCAAACAGAAGGCUGAUGGUGCUGUCUUGGUCAAAACAAAGCAGGCUGUACUGGUUGCUGAAUAUAAAGCCCCCAUUCAAGCGGGCGAAGCGACUCCCGUCGUGGAGCAACUCGGCGAUUAUCUUCGUGGAGUUAACUACUAG
Marasmius oreades (fairy-ring Marasmius) is the source of this 381-nucleotide messenger RNA. RefSeq lists its product as uncharacterized. Bases 1 to 381 code for a protein of 126 amino acids. Gene Ontology annotation, cellular component: cell cortex. The record is from RefSeq and is a predicted model, not a curated record. The transcript is spliced from 4 exons. NCBI's taxonomy places the organism in Eukaryota, Fungi, Basidiomycota, Agaricomycetes, Agaricales, Marasmiaceae. Gene Ontology annotation, molecular function: actin monomer binding.